Messenger RNA from Fragaria vesca subsp. vesca, 656 nucleotides. Its product is annotated as 40S ribosomal protein S20-2-like. Gene Ontology annotation, molecular function: RNA binding; structural constituent of ribosome. Lineage: Eukaryota; Viridiplantae; Streptophyta; Magnoliopsida; Rosales; Rosaceae. Gene Ontology annotation, cellular component: cytosolic small ribosomal subunit; ribosome. The record is from RefSeq and is a predicted model, not a curated record. The coding region runs from base 101 to 469 and encodes 122 amino acids. Gene Ontology annotation, biological process: translation. The transcript has 4 exons.
CUCUUUCCAUCGCUUAAAAGAGGUUGAAGCCGCUGCUCCUUUAGCUCCCUCUAUUCUCCGCCGUCACCUAGAGUAAAAAAAGAGAGGAAGGUUGAACACCAUGGCGUACGCAGCGAUGAAGCCAACCAAGCCAGGUCUUGAGGAGCCACAGGAGCAGAUCCACAAGAUCAGGAUCACCCUCUCUUCCAAGAACGUCAAGAACUUGGAAAAAGUUUGUGCUGAUUUGGUUCGCGGUGCUAAGGAUAAGGGGCUCAGGGUGAAGGGUCCAGUGAGAAUGCCUACCAAGGUUCUGCACAUUACCACCAGGAAGUCUCCCUGUGGAGAAGGUACUAACACAUGGGACAGAUUUGAGUUGCGUGUGCACAAGCGUGUUAUUGACCUGUUCAGCUCACCUGAUGUUGUGAAGCAGAUCACCUCCAUUACUAUUGAACCUGGUGUCGAAGUGGAGGUCACAAUUGCUGAUCAAUAAACAGUUCACUUUAAGAUUCCGUCUAGCUUUCCUAGUUAAUUGGAAAUGUUCUAUCCAUGCUGUUGUUCUUUUUCCAUUUUGAAGUUGAAGACUUGGUAGUGUUUGCAAUUUUCCUGGGAUGAUGGUUUUGAUAUGAGCAUGUACUUCAAUGCAUAUUUUUAAUAUUUAAUAGAAGUACUAUUAUUGC